Molecule: messenger RNA, 5691 nt
Organism: Plasmodium vivax (malaria parasite P. vivax)
Lineage: Eukaryota; Apicomplexa; Aconoidasida; Haemosporida; Plasmodiidae
Exons: 5
Coding region: 1-5691 (1896 amino acids)
Biological process (GO): intracellular signal transduction; cyclic nucleotide biosynthetic process
Source: RefSeq, a predicted model, not a curated record
AUGAUCAAAAACAUCUUCAGUGAGUACCUGAAGUCGCACGAGGGGCGGCGGACGGACCACGAGGCGCUCAGCAAGGUCGCCAGGGAUUGCAAGAACAACUACACCUCCGACUGGCGAUGGUUCAGCAUAAAGUGCGAGCGCAUAAUUGAGCACGAGCUACAAAAGAAGUCGCUGCGCGAGGAAGACCGGAAGGCCCACGCGUACAGCAGCUGGGUCAAGGAGGCCCAGAACCUCGCGACCUUCCGCUCCUUCUUCCCCAAAAUACUCCUCAGGGUGUACAGCAGAUGUGAUGACCCCAACAAGUUCUUUUCUAAGCUCGUCAUCCAGAAGUUCGACGCCGUCGUGUUCUUCUGCGACGCGAGCGGCUUCUCCAACCUGGCGGAGCAGCUGGACAAGCGCAUCAACGGCACGGAGCUGCUGGGCAACUGCCUGAACAAGUUCUUCAACAUCCUCAUCAAAAUUAUUGACUGCUGGGGCGGGGACAUAAUCAAGUUCAGUGGCGACGCGGUGCUGGUCAUUUGGCCUUUGAGGUGCAGAAGACCACGGGGGGGGGCGGUGCAAAAGUCCGCGGGGAGCGUGUCAGGGGGGGAAGCGCGUGCGGAAGAGUCAGUCGAGAGAGUUCCCCCGCCCCAGGACAGCGCAUCCCCCGCCACCUCCACACGUGCGGGGGAAGGGCCCCUGCCGCAAAGCAGCUCGGACUACUACCCCUCCGACAGCGCGGGGCACAACAACGCGGGCAGACGCAGCGCAGCAAAGAGGCAAAGCCAGAAGGAGAGGGACGCAAAGAAAAUCUGCCUCCUGGCCCUGGGAUGCUGCGUAGACAUACACAAGCUGCUGAACAAGUUCCCCACGCCAAUCGAAAACAAAUACCUUCGGGUGCACAUCGCAAUCACCUACGGCAAGGUCAGCUUCCUCCAACUGGGCAACGUGCUCAACAAGAGAGACUACCUCCUCUCUGGAAAGCCACUAGAAGAAAUAGGAGUGGGGGAGUCCCUGGCCCGAAAUGGAGAGAGUGUCCUAUCCCACAGGUUCUAUAACAAAGUGAAGGACAAAGUUGUGGUGAAAGAAACGGCGAAGAAGAAGUUCCUCCUGUUUGUGAAAAUGAGGGAGGAGAUAGACAUGCGCGAGUUGAAGAGGGGGUACGAGCGGGAGGACUGGCCCGCGUCGAGGGGGCGCUCUGGGGAAGUGCCCAAGGAAGUGCCCACCGAAAUGCCCACAAAAUUGAGCAGAGAAUCGUCCAGAGAAAUUACCGCAAAAUUGCGCAGCGAAAUGGGCGGAGACCCGGCUGGAGAGCCGCCCCCCCCCCUGGCGCACGACCACUUCUGCUCCCUCCUGAAAAGCUUCAUCCCCGACAUAGUCUACCGGAAAAUGUCAAUCGGCUGCAACGUCUUCCUAAACGAAAUUAGGAAAGUGAGCAUCAUCUUCCUUUCGGUAAAAGACAUAGACACCUCCACCAUGAUCGGCGUGUACUCUGCCCAUGGGAUUAUGAAGCUCACGCAGAAGGCAGUGUUCACCAUGGAGGGUACCAUUAACAAAUUUAUUUACGACGAUAAGGGCAUUCUCAUCCUCAUUAUGUUUGGUCUCCCUCCCUUGUACCACUGUGAUGACUCGGUGAGGGCCCUUCUCACUUGCUUCCGCUUAGUAGACGCUUUGAAGUCCCUCAAACUGAAUGGAAGCAUCGGCAUCUCCACUGGCAGAAUCUGGUGUGGAAUCAUUGGGAACAAAAUUAGGAAGGAGUACACUGCCCUUGGAGACUCAGUCAAUGUGGCUGCGAGACUUUGCUGCAAAGCGGGGAACAAAGAGAUUUACGUCGAUGAGAAUACCUUUAAUGGGUGCAAGCAUUUUAUUUCCUUUCAGAAGCUCAUCUCCAUCAAGGUGAAGGGGAAGAACAAGCUCAUUAGGAUUUACUCGCCCAUAGGCACCAUCAACAGGAGGUCUCCCCAGCUCGGCUUGGAGCAGGGCGGCGCGCAUGGAUACUUCACCGAUGAGGAGUUGCAGGCUGGUGCGGAGGAGCCCGCCGAGGAGGGGGCUGCCCCAAAAGGGAGCGACAAAAGAGCGCACCGGGGGAGCGGAAGCGAUAAGAGAACGCAGCGGGGGAGUGGAAGUGAUAAGUGUACACAGGGGGGAAGCAUCCAGGGUGUGCAGCUUCAGAGCAGCCAGGGCGUACAGCUGGAAGGCGGGGUGGACGCCCUCACCGCGGAAGAAGCCACAGAUGUGAGCGAAAGAGCCUACAUGGCCGACGCCCUUGACGCAGCCGACGCCGCCGAAUUCGAAGUCACCGACUUCUCCUUCCUAAACAGGAACUACCUGCUUCGGUACUACGAGCGCACGUUCCGCCGCAGGCUCAAGCGGCUGCUGGGGAAGAAGGACUGCCUAUACUACUUGCGGCAGUGCGCGGGGGAAGACGCGGAGAAGCUCACAGGGAAAGACGCGGAGAAGUUCACAGGGAAAGACACGUGGAAAGAUGCUUUUCACGCCGCUUACGAAGCCACCCCGUAUGGCCAACUGAAGGCCGGCACCCCCCUGGACUACAACACCCACACGGGCCCGCUCCUCCUGCACGAGUACUACGACCCCCUCUACUGCGAUUUCACCCAAAUGCACAACGCAGGGGGAGUGCUCUUCCUGCAGGGCAACGAACACCUCGGCAUCUUCGAGAUGAUUACACUCAUCUCGAGGAAGCUAAGCAACUUCAAAUCGUUCAAAAUAAGUAACAUGCCUCACUCCCUCUACAUUAACAUAACGAAUCCUUUGCUCCCCUGGAAGAUGCUCUGCAACGAUAUGCUCCACCUGUGGAGUGCCUGCAACAUGAGGAAGGCAAACGCGCUCAUGGGAGAUGAAGGCAAUUACAACCUACUGCGCGAAAUUACGCACCCCUCCUACCACUGGUACUUUGGAUGCAUGUCCAGCGUCGUCGACGAGUUGGUUAUCCCCCAGCUGGGGCACUCAGAUGGGGGGAAGAAGCAGCGGAGGGAGCGGCGGAAGAAGGAGAAGAAGAAAACAGACGCUCGUUCGAAGCAAAAUGGAGCAGUGCCACCCCCCACGCAGCAGCCCACUGAUAAAGACACAGACGUGGGGACGGGGGACCCCACUGAUGAACUCACCUGUGCGGACACGCAGGCGCGACAACCGGGGGAAGGCACAUCUAAAAGGAAAAUGAAGAGAAAAAAAAAAAAAAAAAAACACAGCAAUGGAUGCUCCACCAACAGUUGCCCCAGCAGUUAUGGAAGCGGUGGAAGUGAUGAACGCGAUGGACACGGUGAACGCGGUGGACGCGGCGGACGCGGCGGGAGGGACAGAUCCAAAGAGCGCACGAGGAGGAAGAAGCAGAAGAGCAACUUGUGCAGGCGGGUCCUGACCGCCAUCGACCACUUCUUCAGUAGGCCCACGCGGGAGAGGUGGCGCCGCCCUGGGGCGUUUCCCAGCCGGGGCCUCGCGGGGGACGCGGGGGACGCGGGGGGCGCGGCGGAAACCCAGGCCGUUCCGCAGAGGGACGCCCAAUCCGCCGCCCAAACGGCCAAAACCGCCCCCCAAACCGCUCCCACCGCUCCCACCGGGAGCUGCCGCUCCGCAGAGGUGCACCCCGUGUUCGAGGCCGACGCCAAGGACAACCGAAUCGGGAUCAUCAGCUCUAUGGUCUACUACUUCUCCCUGCACGAAUACACAUUCAUCGUGUUUAACUACCGGGCGGGGACCUCCCUAAACAUCACGGGGGACGAGAGCGCGUGGGGCAUCUGCAAGAACAUUGCUAAGCUGGCCAUGUAUAAGCGAGCCAAAAUUUUAAGUAGCCUACAGAGGGGCGUGAAACACUGGAGGAGGCACCACUGCAGGGGGUGUAACUACUGCAAGGGAGUUGCCCAGGUGGGGGCGGCCAGUCGAGGUGAUUUUAGGAGCGAUUUUAAGAGUGAUGUUAGAAGUGAUUUCCAUGGCGAUUUCCAUAGCGACUGCCGUAGCGACUGCCGAAGCGACUGCCGAAGCGACUGCCGAAGCGACUGCCGAAGCGACUGCCGAAGCGACUGCCGAAGCGACUGCCGAAGCGACUGCCGAAGCGACUGCCGAAGCGACUGCCGAAGCGAUCACCGCAAUGGCUGCGCUGGGGGUGGCGAAACCCAAAGGCAGCCAAACAAGCCAGACACCCCCGGCGACAUAAACAUUGUGAAUCUGUUCAGAGAGGAACGAGCCAAGAAGCAACACGCAAUGAAAAGGAAAUUCUACAAAACGCUGUUCCCAAAUAUAAACGAUAACAUCCUGCUGUACGUGGCUGAGCAGAAGAUGAAGGAGCGAUCCGAGGGGAGAGGGCACAUCGGGGGGGAUGCACUCACUGGAGGAGUUACACACAACACGAGUGACACCCCACUUGAGGAAAGGCAGCUCACCAACAGGAUGCACUACCCCAUGCAGGGGAAGAAGUCCCCCCUGUGUGAUCCCACCUUCAAAGGAAAACACAAGCCAUUGAUCUUCCUCUUCGUCAACGGUAUGAAGAAUGACUCUAUCAAAAUCAGAGCCAUACGAAAGAUAAAAGAAUUUGCGGAGCAGUGCAACGGGUACUUAAAGCUGGAGGAGCUAGGUAGGGAGGGUCUAUACCACUUCGUGAGUCUAUGCCUACGUGUGAAGAAGGAAGAGCUAAACAAGGAGCUCAUCGAUUACCUCCACAAGACAUGCUUCGGCAUCCCUAAAUUUGUGCAAUACACUCUCUUCUAUCUGUUAAGCAAGAGGUACAUCAGGCUGUAUAGAUACGCUUGCCGGGUUGAGGCGAGUGAGUCUGCUGGUAAAGCGCCCGUCCAAAGGGGCACCUCCACCAACGGGGCAUCCACCAACGGGGCAUCCACCAACGGGGCAUCCACCAACGGGGUAUCCACCAACGAACGCGACCCCACUGCGUACACCUACAUCAAUGAAGCCACCAAGCAGAUCAUUACGCAGCAAAAUGGCUUCCGAAACUUCCAGUUCUGCGACGAGACCGGCAGCGCUAACGGCAGUGAUGAUCGCAGCAGUGAUGAUAAUGAAAGUGAUAAUGGCAGUAAUAAUGGCAGUAAUAAUGGCAGUAAUAAUGGCAGUAAUAACCCCAGUGACGAUCGCCGUAGUGGCGAUAGUGCCAAUCGAGAGGCCUCGCUCAGGGAACCGCCUUCAAGGGAGAAGCGCAACCCAACCGGGUCCCUCCAGAAGGGGUGCACCUACAGAAUAAGCGUGGUGCGUGACUUGAACUCGGCUCCCUUGGUGCCACGCCUGACGGCCCACUGCAUGUCCCUCAUCGAUAGCCUGAACCAGGAGGAGCUGCUGCUGGCCAAGCUCUGCUCCUUCUUCAAGCAAAAAUUUAACAUAAAAAAAAUGGAGUGCAUAUUCCCCAGAUACAUCUCUCGAUCAGAAUUGAAGAGAACAAUUAAGGAGCUCAUCAAGAAGGGCGUCUUCCAACUCUGCGAGGAGAGCAGAGCGAGCCAACCGCCAACGGACGACGUGAACUCCAUACACAACAUCAAUUUUGUCUACAGGGAUAUUUACAACCUGAUAAAUGACGUCACUGCGAGGAGGCACAAGCACCAUUCGGUGUUCAGGAGGAACUCCGCCACCCCAGACGAGGCACUGUUCUUCUGCAUAAUGAAUUUCUCGCUCAAGAAGGUGCUGAACGAUUUGCUCGAGAACGAAGAAAAAAAGUACAUCCAAAAAAUCUACAAGAAGUAUCUGGACGAGUAG